CAUAUAAAACCACCAACUUCACGAUGCAAACCAACCAGUCGGGCCGGUGUUAAUCAAGAGUGAAUUAUACAGUAGGCGAGAUUAAAAUAAUUCGAGAUGAUACGGUGUCGGUUGAGUUUGUUAUUAAUUUUUGCGGUUUCGGGGGUGUUGACCGAAUACUCCCCUUUCGAUAUGGUGGACGAAUACGUUCGGCAAUUCAAAUUGGGGAUGAAUUCCAUGUACAAGUGGUCAGAUAAUUAUAAGUAUCAGCAGAAUAAUUUUGAAAAGGAAAAGUUUAAUACUACUUUAGCUAUGGGAGGUGCAGAAGAAUAUGAUUUUAUCAUAGUAGGCGGAGGCACAGCAGGUUUAACCCUGGCUCACAGACUAUCAGAAGAACCCAGAUGGAAAAUUCUAGUAUUAGAAGCUGGAGGAAUGGAAACUUUGAUUACUCAAGUACCAGCGUUGCAACCACAAUUACUGACCACCGGGUACACGUGGGGCUACAAAACUUGUCCACAAAAGCACGCUUGUCUAGGCAUGGAGGACAACAAAUGUUGUAUAAUAAAGGCAAAGUCAGUAGGAGGUGACUCUUCAAUAAACGAUAUGCUUUACACCAGAGGCCAUCAAAGAGAUUACGAUAUUUGGGCUGAUACGGGAAUGAAAGGUUGGUGCUGGGACAACGUCUUGCCAUAUUUCAAACAAAUGGAAAACGCCUGUGUCAAGGACAUGGAUAGAAAAUUCCGUCAUUAUGGUGGACCAAUUCAUUUGGAAAAUUUCCAACCAACUGACCCAAUUCUUACUGAGCACUUCCUUGAAGGUGGUAAACAUUGCGGGUUAGAAAAAAUCGACUACAACGGCAGAGAUCACAUUGGUCUUGCAAUUCCACAGGUUAUCACCAAACACGGCAAAAGGUACAGCGUGGCCAAAGCAUACUUGAACCCCAUCAGCCAAAGGAACAACCUGAUCAUCAUUCCACAGAGUCACGUGACCGAAGUCCUCAUAAGUCAUAUUACAAAAGAAGCCAACGGAGUUAUAUACCUCAAAGACGGAGAGAUGCACAUCGCAAAAGCCAAAAAGGAGAUAAUAUUGACUGCUGGAGCUGUCAAUACUCCUCAACUUUUGUUGUUAUCAGGUGUUGGACCUCGUGCAGACCUAUCAAAAAUGGGAAUAGAUACGAUCUCAGACCUGGCAGUAGGCUGCAAUCUCAAAGACCAAGUAUCAUUCAUGGGGCUUAACUUCGUCUACGACACUCAUGACUCAGAACACUCGCACCGUCCAGGCCACUCACCUCUCUCAGAAUUAGACGCCCAUCCCAUAUCCCAAGACUCCCACCAGCACCCUCACAGGACUUCUUUCGAUGUUAGGUUUGAUGGCCCGAGUUUUGUACCAAAACUGGGACUUGAAGAUGAUGAUGCGAUAGCUCAUAAUUAUUAUGAACAUGAAAAGGACGAGCCUCGUCAAGAAGAAAGGAAGUAUGCUGAAAAGAAAUACAAGUAUAUCGAGGCUAACAAAGGCGACAAGGUGAAAUGGCUACACAGUCAUACAGACGAGGACAUCACAAGCUACUUGAGAUACGGUACAGGCCCUCUAAGUUCAACAGGACUACAGCUGGUCGGUUUUAUCAAAACAGACUUCUCCAGAGAUAGUACAGAAUAUCCUGAUAUUCAACUGCUGAUUAAGAAGACCCAUCCCAAGGGAGGUUGCUACCACUUCAAAGGCUACAGCCUAAAACAAGAACUACAAGACAUCUUCUGUAAACCGUACGAAGGCUUCCAAGUAGAAGUCGUUUUGCUACAUCCCAAAUCAAAAGGUAUCUUGAAAUUAAACGAUCAGGAUCCUUACCACCAUCCCUUCAUCAAUCCCGAUCUUCUAUCAGACGAAGACGAAUAUGACGUUGGUACGUUGAUGGCGGGUAUCAAAAAAGUGCUGAAGAUUGUCGAUAGUCCGGCUAUGAGUAAAUUGAAUGUGAAGCUGGUCCACGAGAAGAUUCCAGAGUGCGAUCAAGCCAUAUUCAACGAUGAGUAUUGGAAGUGUGCAAUCAAAUACCUGUCAGUGGCUAGAGGACAAAUUACCGGAACAACCAGGAUGGGUUUACCGACAGAAAAGGAAGCUGUUGUCGAUCAGGAUCUCAAAGUUUACGGAGUCCACAAAUUGAGAGUAGCUGACGCUAGCGUUAUUCCUGUCAGUAUAACAGGAAAUCUAAUGGCUCCCGAAAUUAUGAUUGCAGAACGAGCAGCUGAUAUUUUGAAAGAAAAUUGGUUGAUAAAAGUCUAAUGCGAGUAUUUGAGAAAAUUCGGUGAAAUAUGUCAUGAAAAUAAGACUGUCAUCUAUUUAUAUUUACUAAUAGAGAUAUAAUAAAUAUUGACGAUGUUCUUUUUUCUAAAGAAAUUGAUUUAAAA
Psylliodes chrysocephalus is the source of this 2378-nucleotide messenger RNA. NCBI's taxonomy places the organism in Eukaryota, Metazoa, Arthropoda, Insecta, Coleoptera, Chrysomelidae. The record is from the annotation of a GenBank genome assembly.